CAAGUUUCCCAGGGUUUUCGACUUCGUCGUGAACACCAAUCUUGACUUGCGCUUGGGUUACUUUGGGAAGAGAAGGUACUUCCGGGAUAUUCUGCUUUAUUUGGGAAGUUUAUUUCCAUCGCUCAGAGCAUUGCAACCAUGGCGAAAGUGUUCUCUUAUGCGGAAGUGUCCCAGCACAAUACCCCUGAAAGCUGCUGGGUCAUCCUCUACGGCUGCGUGUACGACGUAACCUCCUUCCUCCCCGAGCACCCGGGCGGCAUAAAAGCCAUCCUCAACCUCGCCGGCCAAGACGCAACCUCUGAAUACGAUCCUAUCCACCCCAGCAACCUCCUAAAGGAAAGUCUCAAACGCGGAGAUGUAAAGAAACUCGGCACCCUCGACGCCUCCACCGUCCCAUCACCCACCUCACCCUCCAACACCUCCGCGUCCCCCACCCCCUCAAAACCCAACCUCCAGCACCUCCUCAACCUCGACGAAAUCGCGUCGACCGCCCUCCAACUCCUCUCCCCAAAAGCAAAAGCCUACUACCACUCCGCCUCCGACGACCUGUACUCCAAAACCUUGAACUCGACUGUCUACUCGCGCAUCCUGCUGCGCCCCCGCAUCUUCCUAGACUGCACCACCUGCACCACCGCAACCACCUUCCUAGGCCACAAAGUCCACCUCCCCAUCUUCGUCUCCCCCGCAGCCCUCGCUCGACUAGGCCACCCCUCGGGCGAGCGCGGCAUCGCCGAAGCCUGCAACACCUUCAACGCAAUGCAAAUCAUCUCACACAACGCGUCGCAAUCGCCCGAGGAGAUCGUCAGAGACAUGCCCGAGUCCAUGGUAUUCGGAUGGCAACUGUACGUGCAGAACGACCGGAAGAAGAGCGAAGCCAUGCUCGCCCGCAUCCGGCACCUCAAACAGGUAAAAUUCAUCUGUCUGACACUCGACGCCCCCGUGCCCGGGAAGCGCGAAGAAGACGAACGCUUCGGGAACAUCGGUGCCGGUGCGCCUGUCCCGAGUGGCAUCCAAGCGGCAAAGGGGACGGCCAAGGUGUCCGAAACCAGCGCUUCGCCAACGACGACUGGCGUCUCGUCACCACCACCGAAGAAGAGCAACGACUCGACGGCCGGCCCCGGAGCAGGUGUAGGCCGGUCCCUCUUCUGGGGCACCGCCGCAGACCUCACAUGGCGCACCACGCUCCCCUGGCUCGCGCAGCACGCGCCCAAACUCCCCAUCGUCCUCAAGGGCAUUCAGACGCAUGAGGACGCGUACCUGGCCUCGCUUCACGCGCCCCAGGUCCGCGCCAUCAUCCUGUCGAAUCAUGGCGGCAGGGCGCUGGAUACGGCGCCCCCGGCCAUUCACACGCUGCUCGAGAUACGCAAGUAUUGCCCCGAGGUGUUUGAUAGGGUCGAGGUGUGGGUGGAUGGCGGCGUGAGGAGGGGCACAGAUGUAGUCAAGGCGUUGUGUUUGGGGGCGAGGGGCGUGGGCGUCGGAAGGGCGGCGUUGUAUGGGUUGGCGGUUGGGGGGAGCGAGGGCGUGGAGAGGGUGUUGGAGAUCUUGAAGGCCGAGACGGAGACGUGUAUGCGGUUGCUUGGGGUCAAGAAUGUGGAUGAAUUGGGCAUGCAGCAUAUCAAUGCCCGCGCCGUGGAGAGGGAUAUCUACGACGGUCCGGACAAUCUGGCAAAGGCAACGCUGUCGAUUGGGAGGCCGAAACUGUAGUCACGCAGAUGCAUUGAUUCUGCACUUCCCGUUUUGUAGUUACGAGAGCAUGUUCUGUUCACGAGACAGGCAAAAUAGAAAUCAUGCAUCCAUUUAAGUAGAAAACGACAUGCUGCGUCCAUCGGGACAGGGUAUCUAUCAAAAUAUAGUACAGAAUGUAUGUCUUUUCGUUAUUCGGG
Westerdykella ornata is the source of this 1883-nucleotide messenger RNA. Its product is annotated as mitochondrial cytochrome-like protein b2. The coding region runs from base 139 to 1704 and encodes 521 amino acids. Lineage: Eukaryota; Fungi; Ascomycota; Dothideomycetes; Pleosporales; Sporormiaceae. Gene Ontology annotation, molecular function: oxidoreductase activity; heme binding. The record is from RefSeq and is a predicted model, not a curated record. The transcript has 4 exons.